Galdieria sulphuraria is the source of this 1505-nucleotide messenger RNA. RefSeq lists its product as uncharacterized. The record is from RefSeq and is a predicted model, not a curated record. The transcript has 4 exons. The coding region runs from base 65 to 1321 and encodes 418 amino acids. NCBI's taxonomy places the organism in Eukaryota, Rhodophyta, Bangiophyceae, Galdieriales, Galdieriaceae.
UUUCAACUAAAAUGUGGAGAUUUGGGUUGAAAAAAGUGUUAAAGAAUGCUUUCUGCCUAAAAUGAUGUUAUAUUCCUCUUCGAUCCUUUUUGUGAAUUUAUUUUAUGUUGGAAAUACGUUUAAAACUGUUAUAUGCCAUACGAAGAGUGAAACAAGUGGUUUGCAGCGGGGUCACGUACACUUGAAUAUCUGUGCAUCCAGACGAGGAAGACUAGAGUGUUGUUCCCACGAAAGUGUCUCACAACUAGAGGACGAUAAUAUAUCUAGAGACGAAACGUUUGUUAUUCCACACGAGGCAUUCACUUUUGAAGGGGAUCUAGGUGAGUGGACGCGCGCUUGGGAAGACCACAACUUUCAACCAAAUAAUGAUGGACCUUUGCCUCACAGUCUGAAAGGUCCUUCGGAUAAUUACUCCCAUGCUGUUAGUAUGGAAGAAUUUUUAGCUAAUCUUUCAACGUUGGAGCCUUGUGAAGAAGAAUUUGUCAGUUAUGGAGAUAUUUUUGAACCGCUGGAUCCAGAAGCAAUACGGAGAUACCAAAACUUAGCACAAGAGAAUGGAGCCUAUGUUGUUGAAAAUAUGUCAAACUUGUUGUCACCUUUUCGUCUUGUAGCGGACAAUAAUGAGACAACAAAGGAGGCACCUGACGUUAUAGAAUGGACAGAUUAUCACAAGCUGUUGGAUAUCUUUAGUCUUCGCAAGUUUUAUGGUUGGAAAUAUAUUUAUAAUGCACAAGGCAUCUUAUUGCACAAAUUUGCAUGCUCAUUUGAUAUACAUUCUGGUGACAACAUGAAAUAUGCGUUUGAUAUUCAUUGCUCAACCUCAGAGCAGAGAGGCUACUGUCAAGUAACUGAGAGAGUUUUUUUGCAAUCUCUUGUUAUAUCUCCAAAUUUGGAUGCCUUUUCUUGGAUAGACUCUAAACAGGAUGAAACCUUGUGUUUAUUUUUUGGAUUUGUUCAUGAGUCACUGACAAUAAUAGAGUUGGAAUAUGAAAAGCAUGAUACUUUGCGCAAUAUUUGUAUAUGGUUUGGCAACGAUGAAAGAAAUGGAUUGCAUUCGUUGGAUUCUCUAGAAAUGGAAGCAUUGUUGGGAGUUUGGAAAGGAAGAGGAGUUACAAUCCAGUCUUCCAGUUUCCCUUGUUAUUCUGUUACAUGUGAAAGUGAGUGGAAAUCGGAGCCAUCUAAUAUCAAUAACCUUACUGUACGAAGGAAUUUGCCACUAAAAAAUGCCCAGUCUGUAGAUCCUUGUGCCAAACUGAAUAUUCAAAAAGGACUGAAAGGGGAAAGAAGGGCAGUUCAUAUCACGGAUAGGCAGUCAUUAUGAUUCAACAGUAGGAAGAAAGUUUUACUUGAAUGAUCAUUCACAGAAUAAUCUUUUGUUUGGAAAUGAUGUAUAUGAAUUUCCAGCACUUGGCAAAUACGAGAAGGACAGAUAUUUAUUUCUAUUGCCUUGUGAUAUAUUUGUAUUUGUUCCAAAGUCACUUCCAAUCGGAAUUACAUUUGAGAUA